Messenger RNA from Drechmeria coniospora, 744 nucleotides. RefSeq lists its product as uncharacterized. Bases 1 to 744 code for a protein of 247 amino acids. The record is from RefSeq and is a predicted model, not a curated record. The transcript has 3 exons. NCBI's taxonomy places the organism in Eukaryota, Fungi, Ascomycota, Sordariomycetes, Hypocreales, Ophiocordycipitaceae.
AUGCCGCAGGCAACGAUUUGCCGCGCCCCUGGGAGCAUUUCGCAAAUCCUCCUCACCAAGCAAGUCGAAGUCUCCCUGCCCUCCAACGGUCCCAAGGCGCUCGAAUCCCCAAUCAUCCUGUUCAUUGUUGGCGCACAGGGGGUAAGGUUCCAUGUCCAUCGAGACAUCUUCCGAAACCUUUCCGCUUUCCGCUACUGCAUGAUAUUGCCGAUCACGGGCUCAAAUAUUGUGCGGUUCGAAGACGUUGACCCCUGCACAUUCCCAUCCAUCAUUUUCUACUCCAUUUGCCACGGUUACCGAAAGGAGGUGCCCCAGCAAGUAUCUGUGCCCAGCAAUUUCGGCCCGCCCUUGAGCCCGACCCAAAUCCAAACCACUGAUACCCACAGCGAGGAGCGGUCGAUAGACCUAGAGUCCGACCCACUGCUCUCAAGUGGCCUGCCGAUCUGUAUGAAAGAUUCGCUCGAUGCAAAGGCUUGUCCUGAGACGCAUCGGCGACGCGACAUCCUCGUCUCCACCACCAUACACUCGAUCGGUCUCCUUGACUACUUCGCCCUCGUCACCUACAUCUAUCGGAACACCAAGGCCGACGACGACGCCCGGAUGCUCGCUGCCGCCUUCGUCAACUGCAUAUUUUGGACCGGCCACGAGACUACCGGUUAUGAAGAGUUGUACGCCGAAGUGCCUAAACUGUUCGGCGACAUGGGUUCUCUGAACCUCACGGUCCUCCACUCACAGGCUUCAUAA